Pseudonaja textilis is the source of this 979-nucleotide messenger RNA. RefSeq names its product OCIA domain-containing protein 1. Gene Ontology annotation, cellular component: endosome. The record is from RefSeq and is a predicted model, not a curated record. NCBI's taxonomy places the organism in Eukaryota, Metazoa, Chordata, Lepidosauria, Squamata, Elapidae.
UUCCGGUUUCUGAGCGGAACUUCCGGUUUCUGAGCUUUCUGCCCUCUGGCUUCAGAGUCCCCUGAGCGGGACUGAGUGCGGGGUGGGAGGGGGGCGUGUUGUGUCGUCGGUGUUUCUGCCCCGUAGACCGACCAAUGGAGCCUCCUGGUCAGUCGCGAGCUCCCGGAUCCUACGGUCCCACGGACGGGAUGGUUGACAAGCACAAGCUAGAUCAUUCAUAUGAACUGACACCAGAAGAAUACAGAGUAAGCCGAGAAUGCAUUAGAGAGAGCUUCUUAUACAGAUGUUUGCCUUUCUCAAGUUUUGCCAUGGUGAUCACCCAUAUAUUAGUUCGUAGAGGAGUCCUUACGUCUCAUCCAAAGUUCGGCGCUAUACCAAAAAUGACAUUUGCAGGAAUCUGUGGAUGGUUUGCUGGGAAGAUAUCUUACAUAAAUGUAUGCAAAGAGAAGUUUAUGAACCUAAAAGAUUCACCCUUGGGAGAAAUGUUGAGGAAUGAAUCACAAUCCAAAAGCCAGCGCUUUGAAUAUUCGCGAGCGCCCCCCUUUUCUGAAAGGCCUCCAGCCCCGGAGACAGCACCGACUCCAAGCUUCUACGAACCGGUCCCAUUUAGCUCUUCCGUGAAUGAAUCUGCUCCAAGCGGAAUUACCGACAGCAUUGCUCAAGAACCUGAGCUUCAGGAACAAGCUCCUAAAAGGAAAAGAGUCACGUACGAAGAACUCAGAAACAGAAACAGAGAAGGACAUGAGGCUGGAACAAUGCAGAGAUCUGAAAUUCGAACAAGUCCAUUACCAAUAAAGGAGAAAGCCAAGUUAAAUAAGUAUGGAGAUGUUUGGGAAGAGUGAAAAUUUUGAACUUCCACAAGACCCGUCUUUGCUUCAUUAUUUCAGCUUAAUCACUGUUGGUCAAACAGCUGAACGUUCUACUGCGAAAUGGAAAUGUAAUACCUGUGCAAUAAAGAUACAUUUGUCUCUUUUUCACA